Scedosporium apiospermum is the source of this 1356-nucleotide messenger RNA. RefSeq names its product Homogentisate 1,2-dioxygenase. The coding region runs from base 1 to 1356 and encodes 451 amino acids. The transcript has 2 exons. NCBI's taxonomy places the organism in Eukaryota, Fungi, Ascomycota, Sordariomycetes, Microascales, Microascaceae. Gene Ontology annotation, cellular component: cytoplasm. Gene Ontology annotation, molecular function: homogentisate 1,2-dioxygenase activity. The record is from RefSeq and is a predicted model, not a curated record. Gene Ontology annotation, biological process: L-phenylalanine catabolic process.
AUGCCAGUCACUAAGUUUUCAACCCCGGAAAAGUACCAAUACCUCAACGGCUUUGGGUCGUACCAUGAGUCGGUCCUCCCUUGCCUGUCACGGCUUCUCAAGACGGAGGCCAUUCCCAAUACCCUCCCAAUCGGGGCCAAUUCGCCCCAAGUCCCCAACCACGGCCUCUACGCCGAGAAACUGUCGGGAACAUCCUUCAUUGCACCCCGAAGCGAAAACCAGCAGACAUGGGUGUACCGUAUUCUCCCAUCAGCGGCCCAUCUUCCAUUUGAGCGUGACAAUGACUACGAGGCGACCGCAACCAUCCAUCACAUCCCUCAGCAGCUCCGGUGGGAUCCAUUCGAUCUUGACGAUAAAGCCGAUUGGGUACACUCGUUGAAGCACCUCGGUGGCGUUGGCAGCCCUGCCAUGAAGACGGGAAUCAGCAUCUUCAUCUACGCUGCCGGUGUGUCUAUGCCGGCACGCCAGGCUUUCUACUCUGCCGAUGGAGACUUUCUCAUCGUCCCGCAGCACGGAGUAAUGGAUAUCCAGACUGAGCUUGGCCGUAUCCUGGCUCGGCCAAACGAGAUUGUUGUCAUUCCCCGCGGCAUUAAGUACCGUGUAGACCUCCCGGACGGACCGGUUCGGGGUUACAUCAUGGAGCUUCACGAUGGCCACUUCAAGCUCCCCGAGCUGGGUCCCAUCGGUUCCAACGGGCUGGCUAAUGCGCGCGACUUUCAAGCACCGGUUGCUUCGUUCGAUGACGCUCCCGAGGAUGAUACCCCGUGGACGAUUUACACAAAAUACAAUGGAAACAUGUUCCUCGCAAACCAGGCCCACACUCCGUUUGAUGUCGUAGGAUGGCACGGUCUCUAUUACCCCUACAAGUACGAUCUCGGCAGGUUCAACGCCAUCGGCAGCAUCAGCUUCGAUCACCCUGAUCCAAGCAUCUACACCGUGCUCACCAACCCGACGGCGGAUUUCGUCAUUUUCCCUCCUCGCUGGUUGGUGCAGGAGGACACGUUCCGGCCGCCAUGGUAUCACCGCAACACAAUGUCCGAGUUCAUGGGGCUCAUCAUGGGAGAGUACGACGCCAAAACGGGCGGUGGCUUCCGUGCGGCUGGUGCCAGUCUUCACAACGUCAUGAGCGCCCACGGCCCCGACGCAGAUGCCCACGCAAAGGCUAGCGCGGCGGACCUCAAGCCUUUUAAGGUGGGAGAUGGGAGCAUGGCAUUCAUGUUCGAGAGCCCGUUGAUGAUUGGCGUGACUGAUUGGGCCCUGGAAAAGUGUCGCAAGGUGCAGCCGGAGUAUAACGCCGAGUCAUGGGUACCACUGAAAAGACACUUUAAGUGGCCCACCACCGGCGAGGGGGCGUGA